CCCAAUUUUUGUACAAAUUAGCACCUUUGAGUUUUGUGUUCCUUUCUGGUGUAUACAAUUUUAAUCAAUUAAAAAAUUCAGAAAAAAAAAUAAAAAAAAAUAGUUAAAUGCACGUAGUUUCCAAUUUGGUUACGCAUGACACACACACACGCACCGCAGACUCUCAAAAUCCACCGCAUUCGUCAACUAACAACAUACACACAACACCGAUGCAAGAACAGCCCCAACAACAACAACAACUUCAACAUGCACAUGGUGUUCUCAUUGCCAAACCUUGCCUCAUUACAGCGGCGUCCGAAUCUAAAAUCCAAGCGGAGAAGGAGAAGGAGAAGGAGCCGCUAUGCCUAGAGAACGCCACGCCAGAUGCGGUGCCACUGCAUCUACGCGAAAUGCUGAGUCAAUUUAGCCAACGCAAGCUAUCUGCUGCCGAGCUGCUAAUGCUGCUCAUCUAUUUGGUCGCAUUGGAGUCCGGAUUUGUGGAGAACCAAAGCUAUUUGGAGAAGCGAGCACUGCUGAAGCCUGUGUCGGCAGUUGGUAGCUUUCAUCUCUAUAAUGUGCGUCUGCUUAGCCAUCUGCCGACACAUUACACCCGGGAAUUCGAGGACACUGCGUUUCGCAUGCUCUUACGCACCUUGCUGGACAGUAAAAGCUCGGAGGAGCCGUCCAUGAUAACUGCGCUACAGUCAAGUCUCAUUGCCAUUGUGCUGGGCGAUCUGAUGGUGGUCACACUCAGCCCGGUAGCGCCAUCGAAGGAGCGUGGCUUUAGCACUUGUCUGUCGAUUGGACGUUUUGUGCUCAACGUGCAGCUAGAGCCGAUUUACCAGCGAUUUUGCAAGCUGGACGAGCUCUCGUUACAGCUGCGCCAAAAUCUCUUUCAGCCGAUGCGCGCCCAGCAACUUCUAGCCUUAGAUCUACAUCCGCAUCCCUCAUUGCUCGGAUUACCCAGCGUAGUGUACGAUGAAAUCUUUAAGCAUCUGAACAAGAAUCAGCUUAACAUUUUGGCAAAUGUUAAUUGGAAGCUUUGCAACUAUAAAAAACAGUUCAAAGACCGUCGCCGAAAAUAAUUUAGACCAUGUCCGACAUUGUUACUUUUUUAAAUUAUAUGUGAAAGCCGAAAGUAUUGGUACAUAUGCUUUAAGCUUGAAGUGCUGAUUGCUUAAGGUUUUAAAUAGUA
This is a messenger RNA of Drosophila montana, 1174 nucleotides long. RefSeq names its product nutcracker (gene ntc). The record is from RefSeq and is a predicted model, not a curated record. The transcript is spliced from 2 exons. The coding region runs from base 108 to 1064 and encodes 318 amino acids. Lineage: Eukaryota; Metazoa; Arthropoda; Insecta; Diptera; Drosophilidae.